This is a messenger RNA of Asparagus officinalis (garden asparagus), 748 nucleotides long. Its product is annotated as protein FAR1-RELATED SEQUENCE 5-like. The record is from RefSeq and is a predicted model, not a curated record. The coding region runs from base 38 to 748 and encodes 236 amino acids. The transcript is spliced from 2 exons. Lineage: Eukaryota; Viridiplantae; Streptophyta; Magnoliopsida; Asparagales; Asparagaceae.
CCUCUCUCGCCGACGCAGGCUUAUUUACAUCAAUCCAAUGGAAACUGAAGAUGGUUGCUCCCAUGUUGUUGAUGAACAAAUCUCUCAGUUGGAUAACUUAGUUGUGCCAAUUGUUGAUGAGCACUUAAAACCAAAAAUAGGAAUGACUUUUGGCAAUUUAGAAGACGCUGAAAAAUUCUACAGAAAUUACGGAAAGGCCGGAGGUUUUGAUAUCCGUAAUAGCACAACAAAUUAUGGGAAGGAUAGAGAAUUAAUUGGCAAAAGUUAUGUUUGUUCAAAAGAAGGAGUGUUAAAGAGCAAAUCGUUGGAAAUUCGACGAUGUGGUACAAUUAGAACAAAUUGUAAGGCCUUGAUUCGCUUGAAAUUAGACCAAAACAUUGGCAUAUGGAGUGUCUACAAGUUCGUGGAAGAACAUAAUCAUACAAUUACUUCACCGAGUAGAACACAUUUUCUAAGGGGAAACCGUGAGGUAACAAGUGCGAAGAAGACAUUGAUAAAGCAGUUUGGAGAGGUGAACAUUCCAACAAACAAGCAAAUGGCCUUCUUUGAAAACUCUAGCGGAGGUUUUCAUAGAAUUGGAUGCAUUGAGACCGAUGUGAGGAAUUAUGAAAGAGAUUUGAGAGAAGAGAGGCGCGGUCAUGAUGCACAAAUGUUGUUGGAUCAUUUUAAGGCGGAACAAAAGAAGAAUUCUUCAUUUUAUUAUGUUUAUGACGUUGAUGAAGAGAAGCGCUUAACUCAUUGUUUUUGA